This is a messenger RNA of Musca domestica (house fly), 530 nucleotides long. RefSeq names its product neuropeptide SIFamide (gene SIFa). NCBI's taxonomy places the organism in Eukaryota, Metazoa, Arthropoda, Insecta, Diptera, Muscidae. The record is from RefSeq and is a predicted model, not a curated record. The transcript is spliced from 2 exons. Bases 137 to 361 code for a protein of 74 amino acids.
UUUCUUUCUUUCUUCUGGCUAUGGAGAAGGAAAUUUUCACUAUAAAAGCUCGGUGUUGACCACAGAUUGGCAUCAGUUCAUCAACGUCGUUCAUCCUUUGAAAAUCGUGUCCUCUUGCACCAAAGAAAAUCUAAAAAUGUUUGCCAUCCGUUUCUCUUUUGCUCUCUUGGUCAUUGCCUUCAUUGUUGCCGUGGUCAUGUUGCAGUCCAGCGAGGCUGCCUACCGUAAACCACCCUUCAAUGGCAGCAUUUUUGGCAAGCGUAAUUCAGUGGAAUACGAUAACGCCAAGGCCGUGACCGCCAUGUGUGAAAUUGCAAUGGAAGCUUGCCAAUCAUGGUUCCCCCAAUCGGAAAGCAAAUAAUUCCCAUUGACAUCAAGUUCAUUCUAAAUUGAUAAUUCCCUUCAUGAGUUAUGGACCAACAACCUUGCAACAAAAUAUUGAAAUAUUCAAAAUAAAAAUAAUAGUAUUAUAUGUAAAACAAUUAAUAUUAUAGAUGUAAAAUAAAAUAUUGGUAUUGAAUUGGAAGAAA